Colletotrichum higginsianum IMI 349063 is the source of this 600-nucleotide messenger RNA. Its product is annotated as FAD dependent oxidoreductase. The record is from RefSeq and is a predicted model, not a curated record. Bases 1 to 600 code for a protein of 199 amino acids. The transcript is spliced from 3 exons. NCBI's taxonomy places the organism in Eukaryota, Fungi, Ascomycota, Sordariomycetes, Glomerellales, Glomerellaceae.
AUGUCGACAUUCGCCUACGACGACCCGACGUUUGACGACAUCUCCCCGCUGGACAAUCCCACUGCAGCCCACGACGGCGGGCACUCAGGCGCAUCGCAGAAUGGCAGUAUCCAUCCCGCGGUUCUGGCGGCGAUCGCCAUGGGCUGCAUCACCGCGUUCUUCGCCCUCGUCACCUGGUCCAUGAAUAUCUGUAUCCUCCUAGGUCGCGUACGCAGGCAAGAGAAAGCCAGAAAAGCCCAGGAGGUCCCAAGUGGUCCUACUACUGUUGAACCAAGGUUAAAUGAACACAUUUUGGGAGGCGUUGCAGCCCGUGACCCUGUUCUGGCGACGACAUCGGUGCGACCACCAGCCCGAGCUGCGAGUCGGUCAGGACCAGUUGCUUCAGCCGGGAAAGUCGUGCCCGUGCGGAUCCAAGAUAUUCAGGGCCGCCAGGCUAUACCGUCAUCCUCGGUAAUCGUGCUUCUGCCUGCCCUUCUCGCUCUGAUACUCGGCUGCUUCCACAUGAUCCGUCGUUGGGUUCGCCGCUCCAAGCCAGACCAGGAACGACACGACUGUUGGCCCAAACCACGCGCCUUCGUAUCGACACAGCCUACUGACUAG